AUGUCACACCCAACAUCAGUUAUUAACGAGCAGGUAGGCCCAUUACCAACUAAGGCCCCACAACUUUCUAAGAAUGUGAAUGAUUUGUUCUCAUUAAAGGGUAAGGUAGCUUCUGUCACCGGUUCCUCAGGAGGGAUUGGUUGGGCUGUAGCUGAAGCUUAUGCCCAAGCAGGAGCAGACGUUGCUGUUUGGUACAAUUCUAAAAAUGCAGAUGCUAAGGCUGAAUACUUAACUAAGACUUACGGUGUGAAGUCGAAGGCAUACAAGUGUAACAUUUCUGAUCCAGAAGACGUCGAAAAGGUAAUUGGACAAAUUGAAAAGGAUUUCGGUACCAUUGACGUUUUCGUUGCCAAUGCCGGUGUUCCAUGGACAGAAGGUAGAAGUAUUGAAGUUGAAGGAUAUGAUUCGUGGAAGAAGGUUAUAGAUUUGGACUUGAGUGGUGUCUACUAUUGCGCUAAGGCUGUCGGAAAGAUUUUCAAGAAGAAUGGUAAGGGUUCGCUUGUGUUCACAGCAUCAAUGUCUGGCCACAUUGUGAAUGUUCCACAAUUGCAAGCUCCAUACAACGCCGCAAAGGCCGGUGUUUUGCACUUGAGUAAGUCAUUAGCUGUCGAAUGGGCCCCAUUCGCUAGAGUUAACACCAUUUCACCUGGUUAUAUUGCCACAGAAAUUUCCGACUUCGUUCCGGACGAUGUCAAGGCUAAGUGGUGGCAAUUAAUUCCAUUAGGAAGAGAAGCUCUUCCACAAGAAUUAGUUGGUGCUUACUUAUAUUUUGCAUCCGAUGCGUCUACUUACACUACAGGAUCGGACUUAUUAGUCGAUGGUGGUUACUCUGCUCCAUAG
Messenger RNA from Debaryomyces fabryi, 840 nucleotides. RefSeq names its product SDR family oxidoreductase. The record is from RefSeq and is a predicted model, not a curated record. The coding region runs from base 1 to 840 and encodes 279 amino acids. Gene Ontology annotation, cellular component: intracellular anatomical structure. NCBI's taxonomy places the organism in Eukaryota, Fungi, Ascomycota, Pichiomycetes, Serinales, Debaryomycetaceae. Gene Ontology annotation, molecular function: oxidoreductase activity, acting on NAD(P)H, oxygen as acceptor. The transcript has a single exon.